AUGGCCAUGACGUGGAGCAAGGAAGAUAAAAGGGGAGCAGGGGAAGCGGUGAAAGCAGCAGGAUUUGUAGGGAUAGGUGUAGCCAGUGCGUUUCUAGGAAUACUCGCGCACAAGGUGUUUAUACGGCGGGUGCGCAAUGUAGACAUGAUCACCGCGUCUAUGAUCGACAAACAGGCGAGGGUGCGUGGGUUGGUUACGCGUGUAGGGGACGGCGACAACUUCCGCUUGUACCACACUCCCCUACUCAGCUUCACACAGCGACGGGCUAUUCUCGGCAGGAAGAUGACGGCGAACGACACCAUACACGUACGUCUGGCUGGCGUGGAUGCACCGGAGACGGCUCAUUUCGGUAAACCUGCCCAACCAUACGCCAACGAAGCGCUCGAGUGGCUCAGGAAGACGAUCACGGGCGAGAAAGUAUCAGUAAAGCUGCUGCGUAAGGAUAGAUAUGGUAGAGUUGUUGGCAACGCGCAGCUACUCGCGAAAUGGUACAGACCGUGGCGGAAGAACGUCUCGAUGGAGCUGACUAAAGCUGGGUAUGGAUCCAUCUAUGCGCAAGAUGACGCAGAAUACGACGGAAUGCUCGAUAGGCUGCGCAAGGUUGAGAGUGACGCGAGACGCAAGAAGAGAGGGAUGUGGAAGCAGAAGAAGGUUGAGCUGCCAGCAGAUUACAAAAGCAAGUAUAGAGGCUGA
This is a messenger RNA of Wallemia ichthyophaga EXF-994, 693 nucleotides long. Its product is annotated as putative endonuclease LCL3. Bases 1 to 693 code for a protein of 230 amino acids. The transcript has 6 exons. Gene Ontology annotation, cellular component: cytoplasm. Lineage: Eukaryota; Fungi; Basidiomycota; Wallemiomycetes; Wallemiales; Wallemiaceae. The record is from RefSeq and is a predicted model, not a curated record.